Messenger RNA from Solanum tuberosum (potato), 5694 nucleotides. Its product is annotated as putative pentatricopeptide repeat-containing protein At1g12700, mitochondrial. The transcript has 6 exons. Bases 55 to 1848 code for a protein of 597 amino acids. Gene Ontology annotation, molecular function: mRNA binding; protein binding. Lineage: Eukaryota; Viridiplantae; Streptophyta; Magnoliopsida; Solanales; Solanaceae. The record is from RefSeq and is a predicted model, not a curated record.
UUAUUACAAAAUAAAAUAAAAUUAGGGCACAUAGAGAUAUAGCCAUUGAAGAAGAUGAGGAGAAUUUCUCUGCGAAAUGGCAAUGGCAAUGGUAUUCCCUUUGUCUCUUUCUUUGCUGAUUCAGCAAUUACUGUGAGAACUUGUUCUUCGUGCCAUUACAGUAAUAAAUCUAUUCCAGUAAAGGAUAAAAUUGGUGUAAAUAGUAGCAAUUUAGAUGAUGCUGUUACUCUCUUCCAUCAAAUGGUUACAAUGAAGCCUCUUCCUUCAGUUGUCGAUUUCUCUAAAUUGUUUAAGACUAUGAUAAGUAUGAAACAUUACUCUGCUGUCCUUUUUCUUUUUCGACAAAUGCAGAAAUUGGGUAUUCCAAUUGAUGGCUUCAUCUUGACUAGUGUGAUUAACAGUUAUUGCCUUAUGCAUUACUCUGCUGAUGGUGCAUUUUCUGUGUUACCCAUUUACUUGAAGAAUGGCAUUCCGUUUAAUGUUGUCACCUUUACCACUUUAAUAAGGGGACUCUUUAGUGAAAAUAAGGUCAAAGAUGCUGUUGAAUUGUUCAAAAAAUUGGUGAGAGAGGAUAUCUGUGAGCCCAAUGACUUCAUGUAUGCAACUGUAAUGAAUGGGCUCAGCAAAAGGGGUCAUACUCAAAAAACAUUAGGUUUGCUCCGGUUAAUGGAACAAGGUAACACUGAGCCCGACAUAUACAUCUACAACAUUGUUAUAGAUGCUCUUUGCAAAGAUGGAAACUUAGAUGCUGCUAUCAACAUUCUGAACGAGAUGAAGCAGAAAGACAUUCCUCCAAACAUGGUCACAUAUAAUUCAUUCAUUAAUGGUUUGUGUAAGCUCGGUCAGUGGGAAAAGGUUAAAACUUUGUUCUCGGAGAUGGUGAACCUUACUAUGUAUCCAGAUGUGCGCAUCUUCAAUAUACUAAUAGAUGGACUAUGCAAAGAAGGAAAAGUUGAAGAUGCCGAGGAAGUAAUGAAACACAUGGUCAGAAAAGGUGUAGAGCCUGAUAUAAUCACAUACAAUGCGAUAAUGGAUGGAUAUUGUUUGCGUGGUCAAGUCGAUAGAGCUAGGAGAAUUUUCGAUAUCAUGAUUGAUAAGGGCAUUGAGCCUAACAUUAUUAGCUAUAACAUACUAAUAAAUGGGUACUGUAGGAAAAAGGAAGUGAAUGAUGCUAUGCAAUUGUUUUGUGAAAUUUCUCAAAAGGGAUCAAAACCUAAUGUCGUUACCUACAAUACUAUCUUGCAAGGUCUUUUUAAAGUUGGAAGAAUAGGCCAUGCAAAACAAUUCUUUGCUGAGAUGCUAUCUGCAGGGUUCAUACCUGAUUUUUACACUCAUGGCAUUGUGCUCAAUGGUUAUUUUAAGUAUGGACUUGUUGAAGAAGCUUUGUCGCUCUUUAAUAAGCUGGAAGGAAAGAGAGAAAAUGCUGAUAUUAUUUUUUACAAUGUUGUCAUUGGUGGCUUGGGCAAUAAUGGUAAACUCAAUGAAGCUCGUGCUAUUUUUGAGAAGCUUUCUUUAAUUGGAUUGCUUCCGAAUGCGAGAACAUACAAUAUAAUGAUACAUGGAUUAUGUCUUGAAGGGUUGUUAGAUGAAGCUAAUGAUAUGCUAAGAAAAAUGGAGGAGAAUGGUUAUAUGCCAAAUAUCUUCACUUACAAUGUCCUUGUGCGGGGAUUUCUCAGGUGUAGCAAAAUUACUGAAAUGACAACUUUUAUGAAGGAAAUGACGGGUAGGGGUUUCUCAUUUGAUGCAACUACAACUGGGUUAUUGGUAAACGUUCUAAGGGAGAGUCCGUCCGUCCUUGACAUGAUACUAGAGCUUCACUCAAAAAUUAUGAAUUGCGGAAGCAGAUAAGCCAAUUAGAACUUCGCUUGGGCUUUGCAGGCAGGCCUAUUGAAAAGGAAAGUAUUCAAAUAUUAAAAUGCAUAAGUAUUGAAUGUAAUACUUGUUUUUGGUAACUUCAUUAAGUCGAAAGUAUCGUUCCACUCCGGGGAGAUUAGAAAUCUGUCUAUUCUAGAGGCUUGCAGAGAGUCUUCACCCCUGAACCAAGAGAAGUUUCCCCUUAGUAAAGGUAAAUCAAUAAUUCCCAGAUUAAGAUUGUAUGUAUUUACUGAAGUUGUUCAUUGCGCUGGAUCUUCUACUACCGUUGUUUUUUUCACUCUUGUAUCUGCAAUCAUUUAAGUCGUCUCCAACUACCCACCAAUCAUUCCAUAAAUCUCUUACUGCUGCAAGUUCAUACCACAAUAGCUCUCUUUCUGGAUUGUUGUGAGCUCCGUAGACACCAGUCAAACAUGAAAUGGUGUAACUGCCCCUAUGAAUUUCUCUGACUGUCCAUUGUCUUUUUUCCCAAAGUAUUAGAAUGCCACCAUUUCUGCCAUUGGAUUUCAGCUCAGCCCAUUCAACCCAUCUGUUGCCCCAUAAUUGAUAAAUCCAGCUUGGUGACCAUUUCUCAACCUUAUUUCCUUGUAAUAGACUUAACUUUGGAUAGAAUUUCUAUCCAAAUUGGAAAUCAUAAGUAUUUUUCAGAUUUUUUUUUCCUAAUAUUCCUUGCUUGUUUGGGUUGGAUUACCUAAUUUAUCCUAGGAUUAUUAUUCCACCCCCAUGGAGGGAUAACUUAUCCCUGGACUAAUGGUUAAUCCUGGGAUAAGUUAUCCCACCCUUUGCAACCAAACAACAGAUUAAUGACCACUUAAAAAUUAUCCCUGGAUUAAAUCCUCUUAUCCAUCACACCAAGCAACUCUUUAGUUCCUAAUUUACCCUUACCAUUAAUCAUAGUCAUUUCCCUAUUACAUUUUUCAAGUCAUUGUAUUUAUUAUAUUCAAAGGGUGACAUAGUAAAAUAGUCUUGAAGGGUUUUUGGAUGAAGCUAAAGAUAUUCCAAGGAAGAUGGAAGACAAUGGUUGUUUUCCCAACAAUGUCACUUACAAUGUUCUUGUGCGAGGAUUUCUCAGGUGCAACAAAAUUAGUGAAAUGGCAUCUUUCAUGAAGGAAAUAGCUGGAAGGUGCUUCUCAUUUGAUGCAACUACAACUGGGUUUUUGAUAAACGUUAUAAGGGAGAAUCCUUCCGUCCUUGACAUCAUACCAGAGCUUCACUUAAAAAUUGGAGAUAAAAGUUUUAAUUCUCCAUUUUCUAUUGUCUAGUUUUGCAAGGUGAUUUACUAGAUGCUGACACAAAAAGUCGGUCAUAUGUAAUUUAUUUCAACCAAAUGCUCUUUGUACUUUCUUUUUUCUCCUACACUCUCUCUCAUUAACUCUCUUGAACCAGAUUACGUCAGGAAAGUCAUAGAACUGGGAAGAUUAUCCAAGCAACAGAAGUUGGGAACUUUAUGACAGAAGAGGUAAAUUUGAUGGCUCUUCUCAUAUAAAAGAAAAGUGCAGUAUUGAAAUGUGUUUCCUGCCAAAAGCUAUUCUAGUAGUUAGAUCUGUAAUUAGUUUGCAAGACAUUCCUUUACAAUGAUGUCAAAUUUGUUUGUGUGGGUUGUAGAACAAGCUCAUCAUGGUCGCAUGAGAAACUGAAGUACGAAAGUGAUGCAAUUGGUGACAGGUGUUAGUUUUUGCUUCAUUUAUCAGACCUCUAGCCUAUUUUAGUGAAGAUAAGCUUAAAUACUUUGCAACAUAGUCUAUCAGCUUCCUGGAUCAUUUCUCCCUUUCACAGUCACUACACCUUCUUUCCAAAGGUUAUGUUCUAUCCUUGUUGAGACUGAUACACUUCUACUGUUGCAAAGCUGAAAAUCCUGGGAAAUUGCUCCUUGAAUGGCCUGUUCCAUAUCCAUUCGUCUUACCCGAAUAGCAAUUUUCUACCACUUCCUAGUUUAAUUUGAAUGAGCUUUAGGAGUUUGCUCCAUAAGUUUCUGUCAAAUUAUAUAUGGUCUUUACCUGUUUGUUUGUGCCACAUUGUACUGUAAGACACUACUGGCUUUUCUUCAUAACAUAUCCUUGGUUUUGAGUUGGUCUGAAUCCUCAUAACUUGACAACAUGAUUUAUAAAGAUUAUAGAAUGACAAGAUUAUUUUUCCUUUUUACUGCUUGGAUGAGGGAUCCCUCAUAUUUGGUUCUGCUGCUUCUACAAGUUUGAGUUUCAUGCGCCAAUGUUCAGUUGGUUCGAUUUGAACAUGUUCUCCUCAAGAGGCGGAGCCAGGAUUUGAAAUUUAUGGGUUUUGAAUUUGUCACCGAACCCACUAGUUUGUCUUAGUUAUUGGCUUCGCACUUAAAUAUUCAUACAUAUUCAAUGAAAUUCCUGGCACAAGUACAGGGUGACUGGGUUUGUCCGAACCCAUAGCUAAUACUCUCCCUCCGCCCCUAUUCUCCAAAAAAUUAAUUGACCUAUUUGUUAUGUUGCAGGCUCAUAUAUUUUUUUAUUUGUAUUGGAGCAGUUAAUGUAAAGCAUCUUGCUGUGGUUGCAUUGGAGCGGCAACAGCGAAUGGUUGUUGUAUUUGCAUGAGUGGUUUACCUUCAUGAUUAUAUAUGUAUUUGUGGAAAACCUAAAAUAUUUUUUGAAGAAAUUUAUUUCAUCAAUAUGUUGAAAUUAUGAUGUUGGAGAACUUAUGAUUUGGAUCAAUCGGAACAUUUUCAGUCAGAUUUUGAGGUCUUACUUGUAUAGCUUCUUCUAUUUUGAAUUUACUUGGUUGAGUUUUUGACCAUUUUGGGCUUAAUCCAGACUUGCUCACGUGUCAGGGGGUGAUUUACAAGGAUGACUUUGGAGGUGACUAGUCUUGAACUUUUGACUUCACUUGUCCCAUGGGAAAAACUUCAAGUUCAACGAUUUUUGACUUUUUCCCCGGUGAUAGAUUAGAUUACAUUUCCUAUAUACACAACUGUGAAUUUUCCUCUAGCUUCCAGCUUCCAGUAUGGUCUAUCUAAUUCCUCCUCCUCUUUAGGUGGGUCCACCUUUUCUAGAAUAUGUUCUGCCAACCCUUGAGGAAGAAUUCUUCUCAGUGUAUUUUCUUGCCAUUGCCCCCCUUCAGCUGUCUCUUUGACUAGUAUAAUUGUAUUGAUCACACUCAAAAUUUGGUGGAAUGAUUUGACAUAAAGCAGACAGUCCUGUCUAAUUGUCUAACCAGAAGUAUGAGUUGCCCUCUUUCAUCAACAUAAUAUAGUACAUUUAAUGUUUAUGAAUAUUCAAGGUGACAUUAAUACAGACAAGUGCUAGGUUUAAAAGUUUUAAAUCUCCAUUUUCUACUGUCUAGUUCUUCAAGAUGAUUUACUAGAUGACGCACAAAUAGUUGGUCAUGUGUAAUUUAUUACAACCAAAUACUCUUUGUGCUUUCUUUUGUCCCCUCCUCUCUCUCAUUAACUCUCUUGAAAAUUACGUCAGGAAAGUCAUGGAACUGGGAAAGAUUAUCCAAGCAACAGAAGCUGGGAACUUUAUGACAGAAGAGGAUCAUAAUAUUUGUAUCGGAGCAGUUCUUGUAAUAGUAUCUUGUUGUGGUUGGAUUGGAGCGGCGACAAAGAAUGGUUGCUGCAUCUGCAUGAGUGGUUUACCUUGAUGAUUUAUUAUGUAUUUGUGGAACAUUUCUAUGGGUGAUUUGCGUCUUGAACUUUCGACUUCAUUUGCCCCAUGAGCAAACCUUCAAGUUUUGACUUUUGGCUCAGAAGGUUAGUCCAUGGAGCAAGCGGGGUUUAAAAGGUCUUGUGUAAGUUCUUGCAUGUAAGGGGGGAGUUGGAUUGGAUUGUAUUUCCUAUUAAUUUCCUUUUUAGCUUUA